Messenger RNA from Chanos chanos (milkfish), 657 nucleotides. It is a transcript of the gene gsdf, whose product is annotated as gonadal somatic cell derived factor. The transcript is spliced from 5 exons. Bases 1 to 657 code for a protein of 218 amino acids. Gene Ontology annotation, molecular function: growth factor activity. Lineage: Eukaryota; Metazoa; Chordata; Actinopteri; Gonorynchiformes; Chanidae. The record is from RefSeq and is a predicted model, not a curated record.
AUGUGUCUCGUCUUGUUUGUUUUGGUCAUGCUUCUUGGUUGUCCCCUUGGAAAGACGUUUAUUCUCUAUCCAUCAGAAAAGGACUCCAGCAAUGCUCAGCCAUCUCCUAUCAAGACCGUCAGAUGCAAUGGGGAAUCAUUGCAGAGCAUUAGAAAAACCAUGCUGGAGGCACUGAACCUGCAGCGUGAACCACAGUUAUCCAUUAAAGGCAUGACCCAGCUCAGGGACCAGUGGAAGGCAGCAUUCAAAGCUACUGGCCAUGUUUCUCCUCCAUCCCUCGAUGAAACAGGCAACAAAACUUUACUGGUGGAUGCUGAUGUGAGAAACAGCACUGACCUGCAGUGUUGCCAGAUGUCCUCUCAGAUCUUCAUACAAGACCUAGGAUGGGACAGCUGGGUCAUCUACCCAGAAAGCUUCACCUACAUGUCGUGUGUAGUGUGCGACCACCAGCGGGACCUGAGCACCCCCCAUUGCAGAGAGCACCAUCCCAAUGCACCACAGUUACACCAAGAAAUGCCAUGCUGCAAACCAACUGGUCAUGAAUUUGUGCCCUUUCUCUACCUGGACGAGAAAAGUAGCCUGGUCAUCGCCUCCGUGCGUCUGACUCGUGAGUGUGGCUGUGGACCUGGAACUGACUCUCCACUCCCAAAACCCUGA